GAGUCUCCCAAGGCCGAUCUCCCGCAGGUUUUACCGAAGAAACAUCUUACAGAUUUGUUGCAUUUCUGAGAUUAGUAUUUACAGUUUGGACUUGUCAGCUUUCUCAUGAGAUAUAUUUUGGCAGUCCCAAUGGAAGCUUUCUUUGACGUUUUAGAACAAUUAUACAAGAAGGUACUUCUGGGAGCCACACUUGAAAAUGAGAACCAUGAUUACAUCUUUUAUCUCAACCCAGCAUCUUUGGAUCAAGAUUGCUCUACAGCCGCCUCUUCAGAAUGCCCAAACCCCCAUGGAGUCCAGGACAAGCAUCAGCCAUCCUCUGCCAAUUUGGCUACCAUUUCUGCAGUGCCUGUGUGUUUGAAGAAACACUCGCCGAUACGCAGCGCCCGGGAAGUAAUGCUCCUUCAGUUAACAGUAAUCAAAGUGAUGAUAACCAGAAUAUUGUCUGUUGAAACUGACUUCCGUGCGAAGGAGAAAUACAGAGAUACAAUUAAAGUUCUUUUAAAAUCAUCUGACAUCGAUUCUAAAUUAACCUGUAUGUUCCAAAACUCGGAUAAAUUGUUAUCUCACAUGGCUGCAAAGUGCCUUGCACUACUUCUGUAUUUCCAAUUGAGAGAAAAGAUAACACUUAGUAAUUCCUGGAUUGCUUUUUGCCAAAAAAAUCUUUCUGAAUACCCUGAAAAUGAGAAAGCAGUAUACUGCCUCUGGACCCUUACUGUUAUAAUAAAAGAAAUCUUUAAAGAUACAUGUUCACAAAAAACAGAAAUUUUAAAGCAGUUCUUGACUCCUUUUGACACUAUUUUUGAAGUUUUUUACAAUUCGUUAUUUUCUCAGCAUUUUGAAGGCUGCCAAGAUACCUCUAAAAUAAUAAACAGCUUGAUAUGUUUCCUGGAAUUACUUGAACUUCUUAUAGCUUCCAGAAUCCAUCUGAAGCUACAUUUCACUUGCCAGAGGAUUUUAUUUUUGAAACCUUCUUGUGUGCUAGAUGUUAUUACCUGGCCUGUUCAGGCUUUUGUCAAAAGGAAGUUCAUCAUAUUCAUCAAAAAGUGCCUUCUCUGGAAAGUGGGCGAAGACCUUUGUCGGGGAUCUAGCCCUGUCUUAAUGCCACCAGAUGGGCAUUUAGAUGCAGAUAUGUUGGCUUUAGCUGAUGCUGUUUUGCGAGCUGUGGAUUUGGGCUUAUUGAGGACGUUGUCUGUCCAUGGAAAACCUCCCUGCUUUGGUGGAGAUGAAAUUCAACCUACAUGUGAACGUGUCCCUGGUCCAGAUCAUGUUAUUCUCAGAGCAGCAAGCCUACUUAUCAUUAAAUCCGUAGAAAUCAAGGUUCAAAGUUGUGCUUCAGCAGAUGAAAUGAAAGUUGAUUUACAGAGUUUCAUGUGUGAGUUACUGACCUUCUUAAAGCCUCACCUUCAGCCCUCCCUUCAGUCACACAAUCUAUGUGAGUGGAUCUCCAAGGUCUUCAUAGAACAAGACGAUGACAUGCUGGAGGCUGCCAAAGCGUCACUGGGCAUCUACCUAAAGUUGACCAGACAAUGUAAAGCUACUGAAAGCUCGACCCAAGAAAAAGAAAUGUGGAACCAUCACACACAUGAGUAUGGCUAUAAUCCACACUGUAUUUUCUUAUUCUUAUUGAAAAACAUAGGAUUUGAUUCUUCAGUUCUUCUUGACUUUUUGAUUUCAUCGGAAACCUGUUUCCUUGAAUAUUUUGUUAGAUAUUUAAAAUUACUGCAAAAAGACUGGGCUCAUUUUUUCACAAUUUGCAAGUAUUUUGACGUAACCGAAUCUAAAGAUAGCAUAAAUAUUUGUGGUUGUAGCUCCUCACUUGUCCAAGACGGAAGUAGCAACCAAACAGAACUUAGCCCUUCGGCUGCUCCUGGUAGUCCCAGAAGUGCUCAUGCUUCGAUCUCCUGGGCUUCUAAUGUUUCUUCUGGAUCUCUGAGCCAUCUUGUGAUAUCCAAGGAGACCCAUGCCACGCUCCAGGCUGAUAGUCUGCCUCCCCUACGAGCUUCUCAAAGUCUGGUAGAUUAUGACAGCUCUGAUGAUUCUGAAGCAGAAGGCACAGACCAGCACUCAGCAAACAGUAAACAAACAUCUUUACACCAAGAAGCAAUGAAGAAAUCUCAGGACCCAGUUGGAACAGGUACGGAUAAAAAACAACUUCGCCUAGAGCCUCAAUCAAGGCCUCUGGUUCCAAAACAGUCUAAUAGUCCCUUCUCUGUUGAUUGUGAUAGAGUCCCAAAUAAUGUCUCCGAAGUGGGAAUAUCUUACACAACACUGAAGUGCUUUGAAGAGCUACAAGGUGCCAUUUACCGUUUGCAGAAGAAAAAUCUUUUCCCGUAUAAUGCCACGGCACUUUUGAAGUUGUUAAAACAUAUUGAGGCAAUAUAUAACGAGAGUAUGAACGCUUUGUAAAAC
Molecule: messenger RNA, 2409 nt
Organism: Neomonachus schauinslandi (Hawaiian monk seal)
Lineage: Eukaryota; Metazoa; Chordata; Mammalia; Carnivora; Phocidae
Gene: LINS1
Product: lines homolog 1
Exons: 7
Coding region: 106-2406 (766 amino acids)
Source: RefSeq, a predicted model, not a curated record